AUUUCAGAGCAGUCAGCACAAUCAGAAUUUAAUCCAAUUCGGGCUUCCAAGCAGAACAGUUGAGACCCAAGGUCUACAGUCGAUACAGAAUACAGAAUCCCUAUAUAUAUAUGCAGCAUCCGAGUAAUCAACCUACCUAUAUGCCAGAGGUGCCCUUUCAGCCACUGUGGGGUCAGGAGGCGCCACCGCCGCCGCCGCCCAUAGUUCCCUAUCAAGAUCUCAUUGCAGGCUUCCCCUGCUCCGAUUUAUCACUCUGGCAAAGAUCUCAGGUGACUCCACUCGUCAAUCAGCGUCCAACAACCAAUGGCCGCUCCCACGGCUCCACCUCCUCCAGUUUAAAGAAAACGCGCCGCCGCGUGGCUUCCAUGAGUCAGAGACGGGCUGCGAAUAUUCGUGAACGCCGUCGCAUGUUCAACCUGAACGAAGCCUUUGAUAAGUUACGACCAAAGGUGCCCACCUUUGCCUAUGAGAAACGACUCUCUCGCAUUGAGACCCUGCGCCUGGCCAUCACCUACAUUGGCUUCAUGGCGGAGUUGCUGAACGGCACACCCUCCAAUAGCCACAAAACCCGCUCGGACAUGUACGGCGGUAUGAACGGACAUCAUCAGUCAGGAGAUAUGCCUCCAAUUCCUCCGAUGCAUUCCCAUCACUUGCAUCCUUUGGCCUAUCAGCAUGACUUUGCCACGCCUUACAAUCACAGCUAGACGUGGACUAUCGUGCUGAGUGGAAGGAGUAUAUCAAUAUUGUAACGUGUUCUUUGUUGUCAUGCAUGUGUAUAGACUCAAAAUUAAAUAUAUGUAUAUUUGUGAUGUAUAAA
Drosophila mojavensis is the source of this 817-nucleotide messenger RNA. RefSeq names its product protein Fer3. The record is from RefSeq and is a predicted model, not a curated record. Gene Ontology annotation, biological process: developmental process; regulation of transcription by RNA polymerase II. The transcript is spliced from 2 exons. NCBI's taxonomy places the organism in Eukaryota, Metazoa, Arthropoda, Insecta, Diptera, Drosophilidae. Gene Ontology annotation, molecular function: RNA polymerase II transcription regulatory region sequence-specific DNA binding; protein dimerization activity; DNA-binding transcription factor activity, RNA polymerase II-specific. Bases 111 to 704 code for a protein of 197 amino acids.